Messenger RNA from Limulus polyphemus (Atlantic horseshoe crab), 1107 nucleotides. RefSeq names its product 6-phosphofructo-2-kinase/fructose-2,6-bisphosphatase-like. Gene Ontology annotation, biological process: fructose 2,6-bisphosphate metabolic process; fructose metabolic process. Gene Ontology annotation, molecular function: fructose-2,6-bisphosphate 2-phosphatase activity; 6-phosphofructo-2-kinase activity; ATP binding. The record is from RefSeq and is a predicted model, not a curated record. The annotation marks the transcript as partial. The transcript is spliced from 10 exons. Gene Ontology annotation, cellular component: cytosol. NCBI's taxonomy places the organism in Eukaryota, Metazoa, Arthropoda, Merostomata, Xiphosura, Limulidae.
UGAACAUAUAUAUGUUUUUAAUUACAAUGUGCAGGUAUAUGAUGCCACGAAUACGUCCAUCGAAAGGAGGAAGUUAAUUCAUCAUCUUGUUUGCAACAGGUUCGGUUUUAAGCUCUUUUUUGUGGAAUCAAUAUGUGAUGAUCCAAAAAUCAUUGAAUCAAACAUUAUGGAAGUUAAGAUACGUUCUCCAGACUACAAAGGCAUGAACAAAGAUGAGGCAGUGGAUGACUUUAUGAAGAGAAUUAGCUACUAUCAAGAAUGUUAUGAACCACUGUGUGAAAAAGAAGAGAAACAUUUGUCAUUCAUGAAAGUAUUCAAUACUGGAGCUAAGGUUCUCGUACACAGGCAUGAAGGGCAUGUUCAGAGUAGGAUAGUAUAUUAUUUGAUGAACAUCCACAUAACACCACGUUCAAUCUACAUCACCCGACAUGGAGAAAGUGAAUUCAACAUACAAGGAAGAAUAGGUGGCGACUCCAAUCUUUCAGAGAGAGGCAGGAUGUAUUCAAGAGCUCUGGCAAAGUUCAUUUUGGAACAAAAAAUUCUUCGUUUGCGCGUUUGGACAAGUAACUUGAAACGCACAAUACAGACUGCUUCAGGGAUUGAUGCUCCUCAAGAAAGAUGGAAGGCUUUAGACGAAAUAAAUGCUGGGAUCUGUGAAGAAAUGACUUACGAAGAAAUUCAUGAAAAACAUCCUCAUGAUUUUGCAUCACGAGAUAAGGAUAAAUUUCAUUACAGAUAUCCCAGAGGAGAGUCCUAUGAAGAUUUGGUGGCUAGACUGGAACCUGUCAUCAUGCAACUAGAGAGGCAAGAGAAUGUACUAGUAAUAUCUCACCAAGCUGUACUCCGCUGUGUGCUGGCUUAUUUCAUGGAUGAAAAAUCUGAGGACCUUCCUUACCUGAAAGUACCAUUACACACAGUUUUUAAGUUAACGCCUGUAGCAUAUGGAUGUAAAGUUGAACAGUUCACUCUACCAAUAGAUGCCGUUGACACCCACAGAGAAAAGCCAGAGGUUCCUGGAACUAUAAUGUAGACGAGACUAAACAAUUUGGAUUCUUAGUAACAAUACCGAGAUGAAGCAGACGAUACAUCUAUAUUUCAUAUUCUAUC